AUACUACUCGCACACAGCAACAGCAGGAACACAGUUACACAGAGGUCCUCGGCCGUGGCAGCACGUUCACGUUGACCACCAGAGCUCAAACGCAACAGCCGCCCAUCAUCAGCCAGCCGAGCCAUCAUCAGGAGAGUUCAGGUCGUGCAAGAGCUGCGGGUGAAACAAAACGCAUCGAUCCAUCCGUCGGUCGCCCAAUCAUGAUUCUGGGCUUGGGAGGAUGCUGCGGAGCUGCCGCCGCCGCCGCCGCCGUGUCGCCGGCUGCCGUCGGCAAGCAAUUGGGAGGCCAUCUAGAGGCCAGUGAGCGGCAGCAGAAGAAGCGGGGGGCAAGUGAUGAGCAGAAGAUGAACAAGGGAGGCGAGCAGGGAGCGGCGGCAGCAGCUGGGGGUAAGGAGAGGAGCAAGACGAAGGAUCGUCACAAGGCUCCCCCGAUCGUUGUGCAUCAGUUCCCCUUCCACUCUCGCCCCGGCUUGCUCUGAAUUCCUCUACUCAUCUUGGCGUCAUGUGCGUGUUUGUGAUCCUGUAAUUAUUCGCGAUCUCGUGUGUUAUCCAUUGAGAUAUAGUA
Zea mays is the source of this 565-nucleotide messenger RNA. RefSeq lists its product as uncharacterized. Lineage: Eukaryota; Viridiplantae; Streptophyta; Magnoliopsida; Poales; Poaceae. The record is from RefSeq and is marked validated. Bases 201 to 479 code for a protein of 92 amino acids. The transcript has a single exon.